This is a messenger RNA of Columba livia (rock pigeon), 5004 nucleotides long. RefSeq names its product protein NYNRIN-like. NCBI's taxonomy places the organism in Eukaryota, Metazoa, Chordata, Aves, Columbiformes, Columbidae. The transcript is spliced from 2 exons. The coding region runs from base 551 to 3751 and encodes 1066 amino acids. Gene Ontology annotation, biological process: DNA integration; proteolysis. The record is from RefSeq and is a predicted model, not a curated record. Gene Ontology annotation, molecular function: aspartic-type endopeptidase activity; nucleic acid binding; RNA-DNA hybrid ribonuclease activity.
GCCAGCCCUGCGACCCGAUGACCUGUCGUUCUGUACUUGCCAAGAAAGAAGAAGUGGAACCUGCAGACCACUGGAACGGAAGGAACCUGAGGAUAUCGACAGUAAUAGAUAUCGACAGUGAUAGACAGUGAUAGAUUUUGUUUAGUUGCAUAAUACCUGUUAGAACCCUAUAUAAUGACUAGUUAUACCGCUGUAUGAUUGUCACUCUCUGAGGAGGUGACCCAACGCUGCUGUUCCUGUGAAUCUUCUACAAUAAAUACUGCUCAGAGUAACCCACAAGAGUUUGAGUCUCUACCCAGUGCCUACCUACGACCUUUUUUUUCAGUUGGCACCCCACAGAUGGGACUCUGCAGCAUAAACUGAAACAACGGGACCUGGCCAGGGACAGGACACAUGCAACGUGAAUGCCCGUUGCGACCCCAAUAUCAACCAGGAGCUACUCUACCUGCACCUGCUGCCACUGCUGGUAGUCAACUUGGUGGUAUUACUGACGCCCCUUCUGCUCCGCCGCCUCCAUAUCGUCGUAGCUACUCUCAGUAAGCAUUGCAUAAUGACCUUAGAAAUUUCCUCUACAGGCCAUGUCUUAGCUGAUGUUAAUGGAAAAUCAGUCUCUUUCUUAGUAGAUACGGGGGCUACACUCUCGCUUCUCAACUUUGAUGUGCCACAAACAUCGCAGGAAAUGAUUGCUAUCAAGGGUGUUACAGGCUCUGUGCUUAACCAUGCUCUCUCUAAACCACUCCCUGUUACUUUAGGUGAUAAAGUUACAUGGGCUCGCUUUAUUGUUGCACCGGGGGCACCGACUUCUUUGCUGGGACGAGAUCUCUUACAAGAGUUUGGUACUCAAUUGACCUAUGGUAAAGGUAAAGCUAAAUUGAUUUUUAUUGGAAGUGUUUUCACUCUAGAUCAUACUCCGAAGAAAGAAGUGGCCAUUCCCUGGGAAUUGCGGAAUGUCCCUUCUGGACUUUGGAGUCGUACAACUAAAGAUAUUGGUCUUUUAAAGUCUGCGCUGCCGGUUGUCAUUAAAACUAAAGGUGGUCCCCCUCCUGCUAUUAAGCAAUAUCCAAUACCAGCUGUUGCAUUACCGAGUUUGCGAAAACAAAUUCAAACCUUUCUCGAUGAAGGGAUUCUAAAACCUAUUGUGAGUCCAUUUAAUACCCCAAUUCUUCCAGUUAGUAAAAAUAGACUAGAUGAGGAUGGAGAUCCUGAGUACCGUUUUGUACAAGAUUUACGGGCUAUCAACGAUUAUGUUGAAGCUCCGCACCCAGUUGUACCAGAUCCAAGUUUAAUUUUAACCGAAAUUCCAUCUUGGGCGCACUGGUACACUGUUUUAGAUCUGACAGGAGCUUUCUUUAGCAUACCUGUAGCAGAAGAAAGCCAACCUUUGUUUGCCUUCACUUGGGAAGGUCGCCAAUUGACUUGGACUCGGCUCCCUCAAGGCUUUACUGCUUUCCCUACCUUGUUUUCGCAAAUUCUCAAAUAUGAUCUCCAAGAUAUUGAAUUGCCAAACAAAUCUGCACUGAUUCAAUAUGUUGAUGAUUUGCUUGUUGCUAGCCAAACUUGGGAGGCCUGUGCAAUUGAUACAGAGCACCUUUGCAUUCGACUAUAUCAUAAGGGUCAUCGUGCCUCAUUAGCUAAGUUACAAUUCUGUGAACCAGAGGUAAAAUAUUUGGGCUUUGUUUUAGCAGGAGGAGUUCGAAAGAUUGAUCCCGACAGAAUCAACGCUAUUCUUCAAAUUACACCACCUGUUACUAAAAAACAAAUGAGAGCUUUCCUUGGCCAAGCUGGGUUCUGUCGACCAUGGAUUUUAGGGUUUAGCGAACUAGCUAGACCACUUAUUGAAACUACAAAGGACAAAGCUCCAGAGCCAAUUGUCUGGAUGCCAGAAUUGUCCUAUGCCUUUGCAUCUUUGAAGCAAGCCUUAGUCACAGCCCCAGCUUUAGGCCUGCCAAAUUACUCAAAACCUUUCACUUUGUAUGCUACCGAGAAGGGUGGCAUUGCAAAGGGGGUCCUAGUACAACCUCAUGGACCCUAUGAAAGACCUGUGGGUUAUUAUUCAGUUGCUCUUGACCCAGUUAUCAAAGGGUCGCCACAUUGUCUUAGAUCAGUAGCAGCAGCUGCGGAAUUAGUGGAAAAAGUUCGCCCACUUGUUCUGGGUCACAAAUUGAUUGUUGCCGUGCCUCAUGAAGUUGAACUUUUACUAACCCGAUAUGCUACCAAGUCUCUCUCACCGCAGCGCAUACAUCGAUACGAAGCCAUCCUGUUACUGACCGAUAAUAUCUCUUUAAAACGGUCAAAACCCUUGAACCCAUCUACCCUUCUACCUGAGGUGCACCUUUCCAAUGACCCACACGACUGUGUGCAAUUCGUCACCACUUAUUCUAAAAGCAGAGAAGAUUUGCAAGAUGUUCCUCUCGCCCACCCUGACCUUAACCUGUUCACAGAUGGAUCAAGUUACUAUCUGCAUGGUAAGCGUUUUACUGGUUUUGCUGUUGCCACUGAAAAUCACGUACUUUUUGCUGAACCUCUCUCUUCAGCACUUGGAGCACAAGCCGCAGAACUAAUUGCCUUGACUCGUGCUGCAACGUUUGCUAAAGGUCUCCGAGUUAAUAUCUAUACAGACUCUAAGUACGCUUUUGGCAUUUGUCAUUCUGUUGGCGCACUUUGGAAAGAACGCGGUUUUUUGACCUCCGCCGGUCGUACUAUUGCUCAUGGACAAUUAAUUCAUGAUUUGCUGCUCGCUAUCCAGGAACCACGAGAAAUUGCUGUUAUUUACAUUCCUGCUCAUACUAAACGCCUUGAUUCUUUCGCUCAUGGCAAUGCCUUGUCCGACUCCGCGGCGAGAGCGGCAGCAGUCCACGAUGCAUCUCCUGCUACGACUGUGGUUGCUACCCUUCUUCCUUUUCCCGUUGGUCCUGCCCUUUAUGAUGAACUGGAUGAAGAAGAGCUCAACAAAUGGAAACGCUGGGAAGCAACGCAACAGGACGGCAUCUGGAAACUAGGUGAUAAACCCUUAUUGCCUAUGAGGUAUGUCCUUCCUCUAACUCGCUGGAUUCACGAUCGUACUCAUGGGGGGCCUGAAGCUGUAGCUUCUAAAAUCCAACAGUUGUGGGCAGCGCCUGGAGUUUACAGUGCUGCAAAACGCCUGACUGGCUCUUGUACUCUUUGCAAGAAAUAUGGGGUCACAAAGGUCACAACAGUCCCUGGCAAGCGGCCGCCUGCUUACUUUCCUUUCCAGAAACUGCAAAUUGAUUUCGCAGAACUUCCCCCUUCUAUGGGAUAUAAGUACAUUCUUGUUAUUGUUGAUCAACUUUCGCACUGGGUGGAAGCCUUUCCUACUCGCAAGAACGAUUCGAAAAUUGUGGUUAAGACCCUGCUUCGUGAUAUCAUUCCGAGGUACGGUAUCCCUGAAAUUAUUGAUUCUGAUAGGGGACCGCACUUUACUGCUGCUGUUCUAAUGCAAGUUUAUAUUGCUCUUGAUAUACAGGCUGCCUUUCACACGCCCUACCAUCCACAAUCUUCUGGACAGGUAGAGCGGAUGAAUCGCACUAUUAAAGAUCGUUUGGCAAAAGUCACUGCAGACACAGGUCUCAAAUGGCCUGAAGCAUUACCGCUUGUUUUAUGGGAUCUUCGUACAACUCCUCAUGCUACUACUAAACUCAGCCUGUUGAAGUUUUGUUCGGGCGAGUUUUGGCAGUUCCGUUUACCUUUAUGUCUGCCAAAACUGCCCUCCUGGAAGGGGACGAGGCAGUAACGCAGUACUUGCUCUAUCUGCAAAACAGUUUUACUCGGAUCAGAAAUUAUAUGCAUUGGUAUCAAGGAGUGACACCAGAAAUUCAAGAAUUGCGUAACCUAUCUCAGAUUGUUUUACAGAAUCAAAUGGCUUUAGACAUCCUGUUAGCUUCGCAAGGAGGUGUCUGUACCAUGCUAAACUCCAGUUGCUGUAUGUAUAUUGAUCAGAGUAAGCAAUUGAUAACUGAAGUGGAUAAAAUCUGGAAAGUUAGUCAUGUUAUGCAGCAAAUUCAACGAGAUGACGCUAACUGGGGUGUCGCAGACCUGUGGCAAUGGAUGACUUCCUGGUUUCCUGAUCUCGGAACGUUAGUGAAGAAGAUUUUGAUGAUUGUCAUUGUCAUUGUAAUUGUCUUUGUGAUCAUUUUUGUUUUGAUUCAAUGUAUGUCAAUGUUUUGUAAUUGUUGCUGUAAUCUCUUGAAUCAACAGAAGCUUUAUUAUCGUUAUCAGUAAAUUGGGAAAUUUUAAAGAGAAAAUGGGGGACUGUUGUAGGAAAAUAGGAAAUUAGGAUUUUAGGCCUAUAUCAGUGUUAUAAGCUGUGCUGCUAAGGCUGAAAGUCUCAGCUUGUCCCCUGUAUAGUCCUUACCCAGAACCAUAAGCGUGGUUACAUUAUGCUUGCUUUGUACCCUUAGUUAAGACAUUGAUAAAUGCUAUUCUUAGGGUUGCUGAUUUCUAUGCUAGACUGGUGAACUAUGGAUAACAAAUGAGACAGGUGGAACUUCAAAAGAAGCUAGCCCUGCGACCCGAUGACCUGUCGUUCUGUACUUGCCAAGAAAGAAGAAGUGGAACCUGCAGACCACUGGAACGGAAGGAACCUGAGGAUAUCGACAGUGAUAGAUAUCGACAGUGAUAGACAGUGAUAGAUUUUGUUUAGUUGCAUAAUACCUGUUAGAACCCUGUAUAAUGACUAGUUAUACUGCUCUAUGAUUGUCACUCUCUGAGGAGGUGACCCAACGCUGCUGUUCCUGUGAAUCUUCUACAAUAAAUACUGCUCAGAGUAACCCACAAGAGUUCGAGUCUCUACCCAGCGCCUACCUACGACCUUUUUUGUCAAGGAUGAGAAGGAAAUAAGGCAAGGCAAGGACAGGCAAGGACAGGCAAAGCAAGGCUAGGCUGCAGGACAUUUUUUUGCUUUAUAUUUUCUAGCACAUUCGUCCUCGGACUACGAGGAAAGCCAUAAGACCGUAUGGAUUAGGCCCAAGCAAAUACACCGGCUAC